Messenger RNA from Rodentolepis nana, 441 nucleotides. Lineage: Eukaryota; Metazoa; Platyhelminthes; Cestoda; Cyclophyllidea; Hymenolepididae. The record is from the annotation of a GenBank genome assembly.
AUGGGAUGUUCGGGUAAACGAGGCGUAUGCAUGUGGAUCUGGAUCGUGGUUGCCUUAUGUGGAAUCACGGCAGCAGGAGUUGGGACAUAUUUCUCAAUCGAAAAAUGCUCAGCGGAGAACAUGGGCAAAACGGAUUGUAUUUUGUCCUUGUUUUCCUGUGGAGUUGGAGGCCUUGCAACUUGUUUAGCAUUAUUUGGAAUCUGUUGUCUACCAGCCAGGCAGAAACACGAGUCUUUGGAAGAGGAAGUUGAUUCGGAGGAAGACAUGGAGAAUGCUGAAACAGAUGAGCCCAAAAGGUCACGUUGGUUUAAAAAGGAUAAUGAUGAACCUGAGCAUCUGGGUUGGCAAUUCGAUUUGUUCCUAAAAGAAGCCUCCAAGCACCCUGAAGUUCUUGAGAUUGCUGGCAAUUUUCUCCUUAGACUUGCAAAGCAUAAAAAGUAG